AUGACGCUGCCUCACGACAUCGAGGCCAACCCCCACCCCCACCCCCACUCCCUCCCCCACUCCGCCACGACCACCGCUGCGCCAUCGACAAUGCCCUCCUCGCCCACGUCCACGCUCAAGCGCAUCCGGUCGCCGGAACAGGAACGCCGUGUGCGCGGCGAGGUGCCCAUCGAGCUCGUCGGCGCCAUCCUCGAGAAGACGGACGCGUUCGUCGUCACCUUUGACAGCGAGGCGGACCCGCGCAACCCGCAAAACUGGUCGCUGACCAAGAAGGUCCUCCAGACGGUGCUCAUCACCCUUGCGACGCUGUGGGCGGGCAUUGGGUCUGCCGUGCUCAGCGGAACCAGCAGCCAGAUUGCCGAGCGGUUCCAUGUCGGCAGCGUCGUGGCCGAGUUGGCCAACAGCAUGUUUGUCUUUGGGUUUGCCUUUGGGCCCCAAGUCUUCGGUCCCCUCUCCGAGGUGCUGGGGCGGAAAUGGCCGCUCGUGCUCGGUAUCUUCCUCGGCACAAUGUUCUCGAUCCAGACCGCCGGCGCCGGCAACUUGGCCACCAUCAUGCUGGGCCGCUUCAUGGGCGGCGUGUUCGGUGCUGCACCCUACGCCAUUGGCGGCGGAUGGUUCCACGACGUCUACGAUGCCAUCCACGUGCAGGCCGGCGUGGCAUUCUUCGCUGUCGCCACGGCCGGCGGGCCUGCGCUCGGCCCGUUGAUCGGCGCAGGACUCGCCACGAUGUCGGACACAUACGGCUGGCGCUGGCCCGAGUGGUUCAUGGUCGCGUUUGGCGUGCUCGUCACUACCCUCCUCACGCUGUUCAUGGACGAGGCGUACGCGCCUGCCAUUCUGAAAAAGGCGGCCGCCAACCGCCGUCGCGAGACGGGUAACUGGGCGUGGCACGCCGAGCUCGACACCAUCACACUCAGCCCGCGCGACAUUGUGGUCCGCUACAUCCUCCGCCCGGUCCGCAUGCUGUUUACCGAACCCAUGCUACUCGUCAUCACCGUCUACAUGUCCUUUGUCUACGCCCUGCUGUACAUGCUCAUGGGAGCUGUGCCUAUCAUUUUCGGCGAGUACCGCGGCAUGGGCCCUUUUGUGUCUGUGGCGCCCUUCUUUGCCGUCUUUGUCGGGAUCCUCUUUGGCGGUGCCUUUAUUAUCCUCGACAUGAAGCGGUACGAGCGCGUUGUGGAGGCUUCCGGUGGCGAAGACGCUGUCCCCGAGCAGCGCUUCUUCCCCAUGGGCCUCGGCGCGUGUCUCCUCCCCAUCGGCCUGUUCUGGUUCGCCUUUACGGGUCCCGCCCUCGUCUCGUCGCCAUGGCCGUCCAUCAUCGCCCUCUCGUUCAGCAUGUGCGGCAUGGUCCUCAUUUUCGAGUGUGGUAUCAUCUACCUCAUCGACAUGUACCGCUCGUUUGCCAACAGCGCCAUCGCGGCAAACACGUUGCUGCGCUCGGUGUUUGGCGGCGCGUUCCCGCUCUUCACCACCGGCAUGGUCCACAACCUCGGCUGGCAGGGGACUUGGUCCAUGGUGCUCCUGGCCUUUCUGGCUCUGGUCCUGGCGCCUAUCCCUCUGGUCUUCUUCCACACGGGUGCGCGCAUUCGCUCGUACUCAAAGUUCAAGCCGGAGCUUUGA
Messenger RNA from Apiotrichum porosum, 1620 nucleotides. RefSeq lists its product as uncharacterized. The transcript has 3 exons. Gene Ontology annotation, biological process: transmembrane transport. The record is from RefSeq and is a predicted model, not a curated record. NCBI's taxonomy places the organism in Eukaryota, Fungi, Basidiomycota, Tremellomycetes, Trichosporonales, Trichosporonaceae. The coding region runs from base 1 to 1620 and encodes 539 amino acids. Gene Ontology annotation, molecular function: transmembrane transporter activity.